This is a messenger RNA of Diabrotica balteata, 1717 nucleotides long. Lineage: Eukaryota; Metazoa; Arthropoda; Insecta; Coleoptera; Chrysomelidae. The record is from the annotation of a GenBank genome assembly.
AUAACAAACUAGCUAUUCAAAAAUAAUUUUAUGGAUAGAACAAGGUUUUUGGGAAAACUAAGACACAGUCAAACAUGUUUAACACAAGAGCAAAUUCUGCAUAGCAAAACCGGCGAAAAGGAUGUAGUCGACUACAUUUUUAAUUCUGGCGUUUGUAUUGAGCUACGAAGAUGGGUCUAUUAUCAAUUGACCAUAAAUUCGAAGCACCCUUCAACUCAAAAAUAUUACAAAUCGUCCAGUGCCAGGAAACAUGAAGAAACGAGACAUUUAACAAACUACCGAAGAACUAUUCAUCCGUUUAGCAUGAUAAAUUUGUAUUGGGAAGGUUUAAUGGCCUGGGUAUAUCUAUACAUGUUCUUCGUAACUUUUUUUAGUACUCUUUUUAUAUCCAACGAUUAUAUUCAUCUUUUUCAUAUGCGUAGAGGGGUUGGAGAUAUGAUUUAUGCUAUAGAUCUGAUUCACUGCUUUUUUGAGGGUUACUAUGAUAAUGCGCUGCAUAAGACCAUACUGAGCCAUAAGAAAAUCGCACUUAGGUAUAUUAAGACGUAUUUUAUUUUCGAUCUCAUAGCACUGUCACCAAAUUUGUCCCUCUUACUUUUUGUAACUACUAAAAAUCCUUACGUCGUUUAUAUGAGAUGUUUCGGAUUGUUUAGAAUCGUAAGAAUCAAACGUCUUUUAGAUGCUUUUGAACUUAUAAAAAACUACAGAAACUAUACAAGCUAUCAUUUUAAAGCCCUCAAAGCGUUUCUUAUAUACGUAAUCGUAGUGAUGUUUCUAUACUCAGGAAUAUUCAUAUUAACCUAUUACAAUGAUAUUUACACAGAUUACGAAAUAGACAAUAACUCCAAAACAGACUUUUUGUCUGCUACUUUAGUACUUUUCUUAGUUAGUGAGGGUCUCGAGCCACUGUACAACCACAUUUUGGUGGUUUUGGUAACUAUUGGCAUAUUUUGUGGUUUCUUCAUUCAUCUUUUCUUGCACGCCCAAGUUUUUCAGGUUUGGAAUAAGUAUUUUAGUGCAAAAAGUAGAAACGAAGAUUUAAUGAAACAAUUUAAGGAAUAUAUAAGCUAUCGAGGAUUGCCCUUAAAGAUUAAGGAAAAAAUUAUGGUGUACUUCAAUUUUAAAUUCGAAAACAAUUUUUACAAUGAAAGACAUAUAAAUUACUUGGUUUCGACGACUCUAAGGGAACAGAUAAUGAUAAAUAUUGUACAUAAUUACUUGAAAAAAGCGGAGAUUUUGAAGAAUUUACCUAGAAAUAUCCUUGUUAAGUUGGUUACCAAAUUGAAAUCAGAAAUAUUCUUGCCAGAUGAUAUUAUAGUGAUAGGUGGGAAACCUGCAUCCAGUAUGUACUUUGUUUAUUAUGGUACAUUGGCAGUUUACAACGCAACUGGCUUAGAAAUUGCUCAUCUUGAUGACGGAGAUUGCUUUGGUGAAAGAGAUAUGCUAAUAAAUGAGAUCAGAACUAACACCGUAAUUGCCAUAACGGCAUGUGAACUCUUUCACCUAAAUAAAUCAGAUUUGAUUAAUGCUCUGGAUAAGAAUCCUGAAUAUUUGGCAUACAUUAUCGAAGAUUCAAUGCGUCGCUUCCCGAUGAUUUGAACAUAUAUUUAACAUGUUUAAUCAUAUUUUUUUUACUAUAUUGUUUUACAAUAAUUUUGUUUGAAUCUUUUCACUUAUCUUAGUUCUGUUUUACCAUUACUUUAACAAUAUUAUAUAA